AUGGACCCAAAUUCUGAACGCACACUCACUGAAAAUGAUAUUGUUGGUGUUGGAAACGAUGUGAGCCAAAUUGAAAAUGGUUGUGUAUUUCGAUUAUUAAAAGUAGACGAAAAUGUGAAUACGGAUAAUAUUACAACCCUUGAAAUGAAAUCAUUGAAUGGAAAAAGCCAAGCCAAAAGACCAUCUAAUUGGGAUAAUAUGAAUGAAAGAUCUAGUAAAAAAUUAAAAACGAAUUUAAAUGGUCAAAAUGAAAACAAUGAAUUUCCGUCAACAUCAAAAUCUGAUGAAAAUAAAAUUGAAACCAAUGGAAUAAAAAUUGAAGCGAUUGAUGAAAAUAGUGUAGAUAUGUUCUCAGAAAAUCCCAUUGAAAAACAUCAAAUAAAAACGGAAAAUAUUACUAUCUCAUCUUUAUUGGAUUCUGAUGAGGAAGAAAAUGCAUACAUAGAUAAUAACUAUGUACCACCAAAACAUGACGAUGACUAUAUUAUUAUAUCAAGUGACGAUGACGACGACGACGAAGAAGAAGAUAAUCCAUGGUUAGAAAGAUUAUCACAAAGAUCUAAUUAUUCACCUCCACCACUAUCUGAUUCUUGGGCUGAAAAAGAAGGUGGGGAAAAUAAUGAAUGGUGGCCGGAGCUCUCACAAAAGUUUUUAGAUGAAAUCAACCAGGAGGAUGAAACACCAGACCCAAAUAAGGUUCAUGAUAAUAUCAAAACUUCAAAGGAGCCUGAUAAAAAUUCGAAUAACAUUGAGCUAAAAGAAUGUAGGAUAACAAUUCAAGAUGUAAAUAAAUGCUUUAAAAAUAACGAAACUCUUAAUUCGAUUGUAAAUAAUUUACGAAAAGAACGUCCAGCUAUUAAAAAAAAAGAUGAUCCGAAUAGUGAAUUACGAAAACAGCGAUUAAAGGAGUUAGCCAUUGCAAAAUCGAAUAAAUCCGAACAGUCACCAAAUACUGAUCACAAAGAGAAAAUGAAACCAAAAGUUAAAUGUACAACAAGAAAUCGUAGUGACUUAUUUACAGCUGAAAUAUUAAAAACAUCAGAUAAACCAGCCACGUGUAUCUCAAAAUCUACUGAAAAAUUAUCAGUUGGUAAACCUUCCACAAAAAAUUCAAAAUCUAAUGACAAAAUACCCACGUUGAAAAGUACAGAGAUAUCACAUAAAUAUCCAAUUAGAGUUAAAUCGAAUGAUAAAUUAUUACCACCCACAAUAAAUUAUAAUGAAAUUAUUGGGAACAAUGAUUCCAUAAAAAAAUUACCUUCAUUUAAAAAGAAGGAGAUUAUUCAAAAUACUGAAACGAAUAAACAAACAUCAAAUAAAAAUAAAUCCACAAAAAGGGUUUCAUUUAAUUUGACACCUAGUAUAAGACUUUUUACUCGAGAGAGUCAUGAAGAAGCUCCGCCAUUCUUUUUGUUUCGUGAUCGACGAUAUUAUUUAUGA
Messenger RNA from Chrysoperla carnea, 1440 nucleotides. RefSeq names its product MATH and LRR domain-containing protein PFE0570w-like. Bases 1 to 1440 code for a protein of 479 amino acids. The transcript has 4 exons. NCBI's taxonomy places the organism in Eukaryota, Metazoa, Arthropoda, Insecta, Neuroptera, Chrysopidae. The record is from RefSeq and is a predicted model, not a curated record.